Molecule: messenger RNA, 330 nt
Organism: Uncinocarpus reesii 1704
Lineage: Eukaryota; Fungi; Ascomycota; Eurotiomycetes; Onygenales; Onygenaceae
Exons: 1
Coding region: 1-330 (109 amino acids)
Source: RefSeq, a predicted model, not a curated record
AUGGCCAAACAACUCGGGGCGAUGUACGAGGAGGUGAAGAAGCUCAAGUCCUCUUCUUUUAGAGAAACCGAUCUCAAUCAUCUCAACAUCAAGAUUCUUCCCCUCGACCUCGACCAACCAGCGAGAUCUGGCCCUCUUUUCUUUCGGCCUUUGAGAGAGGACAGGCUCUCAGGGGAAGAGGAGGAUAAUGGUCCCUUGGUCAAAGAGGAUUACGGAUCCCAAAGCAGUGCAUAUUCAGUGGGCAUUUCCUUGCACAGUGUCGGCUUAAUUGGCAGCACCGAAAGGAAAAUAUGCUCUAUUCUCAACCCUCACCCCUAUCCAAGUAGCUGA